AAUUAAUUGGACUUGGAGCAAUAUGACAGUGUAUCGAUAUCUUGCGAUUAUCGAUAACCAUAUUUGUAUCCGUUUCGAUACCAUAUUAUACUUUAUCUGAAAUCAUCAGUAUAGGUUAUAUUACAAAUAAUUUAAAAAUACUGAAGAUUUAUAAAGAGCUAUGUACAUUUCGAAUUAAAUUCUGACAUUAUUAUAUACGCUAAUAUCAAAAGUUAUCUUAAUUACUAUGUCAAUUUUACGAAGAGCACAGCAAUGGAGCACUUUUUCAACUAUUUGGCAUAUAUAUGAUGCAAAAUGGCAAGAUCCUUAUCUAAGUGCAGAAAAAAUAAAACUUUAUCUUAUGGGUAUCCAUAAGCCGAUAUAUCACCCGAUGAAUUAUUGUGGUGAUCAUGUGAUUGUAAUAAACAGUAAAGAUAUAGCUUUACGAGGAGACGAAUGGCGAAAACGUGUGUAUUUCCAUCAUACUACAUAUAUUGGUGGUGCUUCUUGGACUCUUGCAUGGGAACUUCAUAAUAAAAAUCCAACUUUGAUAGUAACUAAAGCAGUAUAUCGUGCAUUGAAGGGAAAUUUACAAAGAAGACACACAAUGCAAAGAUUACAUGUUUUCCCAGAUGAAAAUGUUCCAGAAGAGAUGCUUCAAAAUGUUUCUAAUCAGAUUAAACAAUUAAGACCAGUUCCAGUUAGGUUAGAUCAAAUUCCCAAAGAAGAAGUAGAACAAUUUCCAAAAUUGUUAGCUUAUCCAGAAGAUUAUAUUCUUAAGUGAUUUAUAAAUUGUAAAUAAAAUAAUUAUUAUAAUACAACAUUGCUGUGUGAAUAUUUAAACAUAGAUAGUAAAAAUGUACGAACACUA
Messenger RNA from Vespula pensylvanica (western yellowjacket), 850 nucleotides. RefSeq names its product 39S ribosomal protein L13, mitochondrial (gene mRpL13). Bases 227 to 763 code for a protein of 178 amino acids. Gene Ontology annotation, biological process: translation; negative regulation of translation. The record is from RefSeq and is a predicted model, not a curated record. Gene Ontology annotation, molecular function: mRNA binding; structural constituent of ribosome. Gene Ontology annotation, cellular component: mitochondrial large ribosomal subunit; ribosome. The transcript is spliced from 4 exons. NCBI's taxonomy places the organism in Eukaryota, Metazoa, Arthropoda, Insecta, Hymenoptera, Vespidae.